CUGUUUUUGUGGUCGCUCGCCGUGUGCAGGCUCUGCGCUAGAAUAGAGACACCCUCCCUUUACUUCAGCUCCUUUGAAAGCGAAUGCGAACUUCAACGGGAGAGAGUACACACGUCACCUAAAUAGAAGUUUAGUUUUUAAUUAUAGUAUUUUUGUAGGUAUCCAUUUACUCCCUAUUCUUCCAGGCUCCCCUUUUUUCAAGUCCGGGAGGUCAAAGAAAGCGAAUGCUUCAGGUGGGUGGCUGGCAUCCAUCUGUUUUCCCCUAAAGUUUUGGGACAUUUUCUGAGGUGUGCCGCUGCAUGAACAAGGAGACAGUGGUCUGAGAGUGUAUCUGCGCUCUUGUGACACUCUUGAGCCAAUGCUAUUGCUAUGCAAUAGAUGUGACGACGGACCCAAGUGUCGCUCAGAAACGGUGCAUCUCUGUGAAACACGAUGAAAGACGACUUUGCAGAUGAGGAGGAAGUGCAGUCCUUUGGCUACAAGAGGUUUGGAAUCCAGGAAGGAACUGAAUGCACUAAAUGUAAAAAUGACUGGGCCCUGAGGGCUGCGAUCGCUCUUCUAUACGUGCUGUGUGCUCUGCUUACCAUCGCCGUAGCAGUGCUGGGAUACAAAGUGGUGGAAAGGAUGGACAAUGUAACAGAAGGUAUGAAGAGUUACGGAGGGAAGAUUACAGAUGUGGAGACAGACCUAAAAAAGCUGGAUGCCCAGACAGGUAAGAAAACUGAGAACGCCACCAGUGAAUUAAUGUCCUUUAAGUCGGACAUUCAGACGUUGCAGCGCCAAGUGCAUGACAUUGCCAGCAAGGCGAACAUUAACCAGGCAGCUCUGGAUGAACUACGGGAAGUGGGAGAGGACAUGCACAGUGGCCACAUCACCCUGCGGAGUCUGCUGGACAGCAACGCCAACACCAUCCGCAGCGUGAACAGCACGCUGACCACCUACAGCACCCUGAUCAACGGGCUGAAGGCCGACACGGAGCGCCUGCACUCGGGCCUGCUGGUCCAGACCACGGACCAGAGCCGCGCCCUGAUCAGCAUCAGCGCCCUCAACCUCACGCAGGCCCAGCAGCGGAACCUGAUCGGCGCGCUGCAGCGCUCGGUGGAGGACACCAGCCAGGCCGUGCAGAAGCUGAAGAACGACUACCAGGGCCUGCAGCAGACGGCCCGGCAGACCAAGGCGGACGCCGACUGGCUGAGGGAGAAGGUCCAGAACCUCCAAGCGCUGGCCGCCAACAACUCUGCCCUGGCGCGGUCCAACAGCGAGGCCCUGGACGACAUGGGCUCGCAGCUCGGCACCUUGUCCGAGCAGGUGCAGAACGCCUCGUCGGUGUCCGAGGGUCACGACCAGAGCUUGCGCGAGCUCAUGGAUCGCCAACGGGACCACGACAACGCCACCGCGAGCAAGUUCGACCGGCAGGAGGCGCGCCUGGACGGCCUGGAGAGCGACAUGGACCGCGUGACGGGCAACGUGAGCUUCACCACGCAGCUGCUCGGCGCCAUCAGCACGGACCUGAACGGCCUGAGGUCCUGCACCGAGACGGUCACCCGCCACUCGGACCUGCUGCUGGGGCUGAACAGCAGCGUGGCGGAGGCCAGGGCCGACGGCUCCGAGCUCCGGGCCCAGCAGGACGAGCUGGCCGCCAGGCUGGACAAGGAGGUGAGCAGCCUCUCCGUGGUCAUGGAGGAGAUGAAGCUGGUGGACACCAAGCACUCGCAGAUCAUCACCAACUUCACCAUUCUUCAAGGGCCUCCGGGACCAAGGGGCCCUCGGGGGGAUAAAGGACCCACAGGCCCAGUGGGAAAGCAAGGCACAAAAGGUGACCCUGGGGACAAGGGAAUGACAGGCGGACCCGGCAUCAAAGGAGAAAGAGGUCCCCCUGGAAUUCCAGGGUUACCAGGACUCAAAGGGUCGGCUGGAUCCAGGGGAUCGCCAGGAACCAAGGGUUCCAGAGGGUCAGGGGGUCGCGCUGGUCCACCUGGUGAGAAGGGUGAGCCGGGUGCACCAGGUCUGCCAGGGAGAGAUGGACAGCCUGGCCCCCAGGGGCCACAAGGCCCACAGGGACCCCGGGGACCAGCUGGGGCUGAAGGUGCAGAAGGUCCACGUGGGCCGGUUGGCCCCAUCGGCCCUCCUGGACCACCUGGGUUGCCAGGGUUACCUGGUCAGACAAUAAUAGGCCCGGUAGUACCGCAGCAAGUCAAGGCCCCAGAGCCCACGCCAUUCCCUGGUUGCCCACUAAACUGGAGGAACUUCGGAGACCAAUGCUACUAUUUCUCAUCUGGAGCAGAGAGACUAAAUUUUGAUGAAUCGAAAGAACUCUGCAGUAACAAGUCAUCCACCAUGCUCAUUAUCAAUGACAACACAGAGCAGCAAUGGAUACGAAAGCAAAUUGUAGGGAAGGGCUACUUUUGGCUCGGGUUGACCGACAGCGAAGAAGAAAACAUCUGGAGAUGGGUUGAUGGGAGCCUGCCAGCUUUCACAAAAUGGAAACCAGGCCAGCCUGACAACUGGAGCCAUGGGCAUGAGGAAGGAGAGGACUGUGCUGGUCUGAUUCAUGAAGCUAGCCACAACAAGAACAGGAUAAACUUGCUAGUUUUCAUUUCGGCAAUGCCUCUCUUCACGUCUAACCCCUUUGAUCAAGAUGUUGAGAAAGCAACCAGUGAGAUGAACACAGCAGAGGACUGGGGUCUCAUACUGGACAUAUGUGAUAAGAUCGGACAGUCGCGCACAGGGCCAAAAGAAUGCCUGCGGUCCAUAAUGAGAAGAGUCAACCACAAGGAUCCUCAUGUAGCAAUGCAAGCAUUGACGCUACUAGGUGCAUGUGUCUCAAAUUGUGGCAAAAUAUUCCGGGCACCCUAAGGUUUGUGAGAAGUUAAAGGCUCUCAUGGUGGAGUGGGCAGAGGAUUUCCGUAACGACCCUCAGCUCAGCCUGGUCUCCGCCAUGAUCAAGAAUCUGCGGGAGCAGGGCGUCACCUUCCCUGCUGUGGGCUCACAGGCUGCCGAACAAGCUAAAGCCAGCCCUGCAUUAGUGGCCAAAGAUCCUUCCACAUCAACAAACAAAAAAGAGGAGGAGGACCUUGCUAAAGCCAUCGAGCUCUCCCUGAAGGAGCAGCGGCAGCAGCCCCAGACGUCGCUCUCCGGCCUCUACCCCAGCGCCAGCAGCCUGCUCUCCGCCAACAAGCCGGACGGUCGCAAGGUGCGCGCCAUCUACGACUUCGAGGCUGCCGAGGACAACGAGCUCACCUUCAAAUCCGGAGAGAUCAUCACCAUUCUGGAUGACAGCGACCCCAACUGGUGGAGAGGCGAGACGUACCAGGGCGUGGGCCUGUUCCCCUCCAACUUUGUGACCGCAGACCUGACGGCCGAGCCCGAAAUGAUGAAGACCGAGAAGAAGACGGUGCAGUUCAGUGAGGACAUCCAAGUCGAGACCAUCGAGCCAGAGCCAGAGCCAGUCUACAUCGAUGAGGAGAAGAUGGACCAGCUGUUGCAGAUGAUCCAGAGUGCAGACCCAACAGAUAACCAGUCGGACCCUGUGGAGCUUCUGCAGCUGGAGGGUGCUUGUAACCAGAUGGGGCCACUUAUUGAUCAGAAACUGGAGGACAUUGACAGGAAGCAUUCUGAGCUGUCCGAGCUGAACGUGAAGGUGAUGGAGGCACUGUCGCUGUACGCCAAACUCAUGAAUGAGGACCCAGUGUACGCCAUGUACGCCAAACUCCAGAGCCAACAGUACUACAUGCAGCAGCAGCCGCCAGCCAAUGCUUCCCAACAGGGGUACCCAGGCCAGACCCCUGCAGGCUCGUAUGCCAUGAGUGGCACAGCAGUGCAGGGCUACAGCGUGCCUAUGGAGCAGCACGCCUCCAUAAACCAGGCCGGAGGCCCCAUGCCAGGCCAACCAAACCCCAGUGACGUGCACAUGUACAUGGGCCAGCCUGGUGUCUACGGCCCCAACCAAGGAAACAUGGGGCCCGGUGAGGUACCCUCCUAUCAGAACCCCUCCAGUGUGCCAGCCGGAAUGGGCCAACCCCCUAGCUACAGCGCCCACACCACCCAGAGCCUUCCAGCCCCCUCCGAGGGACAGCAGGUCCCUUACCCUGCUGAGAAGGCCUUGCUCUAAGGCCGGCACACAGACUGAGACCCACCCGACCCCUUCCCCCCCCCCCGUUUCUGUCUUGCAGAAGCACACACAAGACGCACACACAUGUAUAUACGGUCACAUGCAAAUCAUGCAGAUUCCCUAGCCCGGUUAUCAACAUGAAUAGACUUACAAAUUAUUUCAGAACAGAAACACUAACUGUUACUUCAACAUACACGUACAUGCAAUAUGUUCACACUAAUGGAAAACAGCCCCACACACACACACACACACACACACACACACACACACACACACACACACCCCGUCCAAAUAUAUAGGUGUAUAGUUCUCUGACCGUUGUUACCACUGAUUGAAUUUACAGUCAGUGGUGAAGAGGCAAUGAGUAUCUUUUUACGUUUUCCAUUUCUUUUUAAGACUGGACACUUAUCAGAAAGGAGCACUCGGCCAUUUCAUGUGACGCAUCUUUAAUUUUUAGUUUCGUAUCACUAAAGACUGGAAACCAAGUUGAGGAAGGCUGAGAGGACAGAACCAGAUGAAGAAACGGCAAGAAGCAUGCAUACUUUGUACAUAGCGUACUGUCCGGCUGCACAGGCGGCCGUAGCAUCGUGGCUGCUGUGGCAUCGUGGCUGCUGCUGUGGCCGCGCCCUGAAGGACCGCAGGGGCCCGCUCCCUCCCGCAGGCUCCUCCCAACUCAUCAAAGUCCUCAUAACGUAAGCUGCCUCCGAGGACCUGGGGGAGGAGAGAUCAAACACACACACACACACACACACAUAUAGACAUAGACACAGACACGUAUAUGAGUACAUGCAUACAUGCAUAAUUGCAUAUAUGCAUACUUGCAUACGUGCACAUUUACACAUAUACAUACAUACCUACACCGCUACAGGUGCUGGCUGGGCGUUCUGGUCAGUGUCCCAUGGUGUCUAUAGGCAUCGGUUUUGCUCAGUGUUAAAUUCAUACCAUGCAUUUUUUUUGUAGCGUGAUUUUUAAUUUAUAUUUUUUUGAUUAUUGUUAUUGCUAUUUUUAAUGCACAGUUGUGUGUGUGUAUAAGAGGAAACAAAAAAGGACAGAAAUAUUCUACCUGUUGUAUAUUUAAGAGGCUCGGGACUCCCCAUUUUAGUUUGAUUCUGUAGACUCAGAAUGGCUGCCCGCUCAGAGAAAUGGAGCCCCACACUGCACGUCAGGUAGCGAUUAUUACUGUACGUCCAUGCACUUUUGAUUUUACCCGGACUUCUCGGAAUGUUUCCGUUUCAACACUAGAGACCACCCCUGACUGAAUACUUUAAAAAAAAAAAACCCAGAAAUGCCCAGAACUGGUCUGCUCAUCUGAAGACAUACUAGAUUUUUAAAACUCUACUCAAGAUGCACUCCUUAAAAAGCAAGCAUUUCAAGAGAUGGCUUGCUCUCUUGGUUUGAGUUGAUUUUACUGAUCAUUCAUUCGUGAAGACAGGAUAUGAAGUUGUCCAUCUUCUGGAUGGAUACAAGUCACUGGAUAAAUGGCAGGCCCCUGCUUACCCCAAGCCAGAGUCUUCUCCCGUGCUGGAUGGUGCUCCGCUCAGGUUGGAGUGUAGAUGUGCUUGCUGGAAGCUGAGUGGGAGUAGAGUGGUGGACACUAAUAUUCUCGCUGGGUUUCAUCCAGUGGUUGUGACUGAGUGACUGAGUGACUGUCCUGCUCCAGUCUCCCCCUUUGCUGCCCCGCUGUGUAGAUGAAAUGUGAAGGAUAGGAAACACGUUUUUUUGGGAAAACAAUACCCUGGGACCACAAGCCAGUCUUAAAUAAGCACUCCUUUUGCACAUGGAGUUGGGAGGUAGAUGUCCCAGAUCGAAGCUUUGUCCACAGGGAAACGUGACUGAUUUUAUGUUUUGACAAAAAAAAGUGGGCAAUUCUUGUGUCAGUUUUGCGGUUAUGUUCCAAUGUAGCCAGCUGUUUGUAUGUACAAAUUUAAUCAUCUUAAUUAUAAUUAGUAUUCACAAUAAAACUAGGCCAAAUGUAUAUAACA
Molecule: messenger RNA, 6093 nt
Organism: Sardina pilchardus (European sardine)
Lineage: Eukaryota; Metazoa; Chordata; Actinopteri; Clupeiformes; Clupeidae
Gene: colec12
Product: collectin sub-family member 12
Biological process (GO): protein transport to vacuole involved in ubiquitin-dependent protein catabolic process via the multivesicular body sorting pathway
Cellular component (GO): ESCRT-0 complex
Molecular function (GO): ubiquitin binding; phosphatidylinositol binding
Source: RefSeq, a predicted model, not a curated record